AUGUCCACCCCAGACCCCCCCAUGGGAGGGACGCCCCGGCCGGGCCCCUCCCCAGGACCAGGGCUUUCUCCAGGAGCCAUGAUGGGCCCCAGCCCUUCCCCAGGCUCUGCUCAUAGCAUGAUGGGACCCAGCCCAGGUCCCCCAGCCUCUGGACACCCCCACCCUCAACAGGGGCCCUCAGGAUAUCCUCAGGAGAACAUGAACCAGAUGCACAAAGUAAGACAGAAAACGGGCAUAUCCAUAACUGUAAUGUAUGUAAAAUGUCUGCAAUGGUACCAUUUUAUGAUAAUUUUAUUGCAUUAAUCUAUUCUUCCUUUACUGUACAUAAGAAAUGUAUGUGCUAUCUAAGUAGGACAUGCUUAUGUUGAAUGUGUGAGUGAUGUACUGGGCCGUACGCUUUACCCUAUGUAGCGCCUUGCGGUUGGAUGCCUAGCGAUGAUGCAGCCAGUCAAGAUGCUCUCAAUGGUCCUCUGUAGCUCAAUUGGUAGAGCAUGGCGCUUGUAACGCCAGGGUAGUGGGUUCGAUCCCCGGGACCACCCAUACGUAAAAAUGUAUGCACACAUGACUGUAAGUCGCUUUGGAUAAAAGUGUCUGCUAAAUGGCAUAUUAUUAUUAUUAUUAUUAUUAAUGGUGCAGCUGUAUAACUUUUUGAGGAUCUGAGGGCCCAUGCCAAAUAUUUUAAGCCUCCUGAGGGGAAGAGGCGUUGUCAUGCCUUCUUCAGGACUGUGUAGGUGUGUGUGGACCAUUAUUUAAUGGAGUUGUGCGCGGCCACGCAGUCGUGGCUGAACAGGGAGUACAGGAGGGGACUAAGCACACACCCCUGAGGGGCCCCGUGUUGAGGGUCAGCGUGGCGGAUGUGUUGUUGCCUACCCUCACACUUUUGUCUUAAGUUGAGAAUGCUUGGGCUAAUAACUUGACAAAAUGAACCACCUUGUGACUGAAGCAGAAACUGGCUUUCAAAUAAACUAACUCAGGAGGUGGAUGGGCUGUGCUUUCAGGUUCUACCAGUCUAGUGUCUUAUUUUCCCUGUGCAGUUCAUGAUCCGUUGUUUACACUCUGCUAAUGCUCUACUGAGCAGCCUCUGCAGAGAAAGCUUAUCUCUGUUUAGCUACAGUUUCAGCUUGGCUCAUCUUAUCUCAACGUUCAUGUACAUUUUCCUACGCUGAGCAUGGAUAGGGUGGCCUUCUACGUAUAUUCCCAACUAUUCCUACUUGUGUAUAUUUGUGCCAGUCAUGCAUAUUCAAACAAAACAUACAUUUAAAUGACUACAAAAUGGCUACCAUCUUGAGAAUUGGAUCUUGUUAUUCAAACCAAUUGAUGUAUUUUAGGUCAUUUGGGCACAUCCGAGAACCUACAGCUCAGAGAACACAAAGUCCAUUUGUGGAUGAAGGCUACAUAGAGAUUGUCUGGUACGCACUUGGGCUGGGAAUUGCCAGGGACUUCACGAUACUAUAUAUAUUGCGAUUCAAUACUGGGAUUUGAUGUUCCAAACAAAUUGCUCACCAUAUGUCUGCUGCAGUGGGACAAAAGAAUCAUGAGAAAACACGUUUUUUGAUCAGUCAUGGAAAUAAAAGUGCUGAAAACAAAUUGGCUCCCUAUUUAAAAAGAAGAUGGAGAACAAGCUAUGAAGGAAAAAUACUGGAGUUUUGGUGCAGAUACAGCCAACUAAUGCGAUAUUGUCAAAACAAUACAAUAUAUCGUCAACAAUAAUAUCCCAAUAUGUAACUGUAUCAAUAGCCCCCCCAAGGUACCAUACCAUGGUGUACUGAAUAGAUUAGAUUGCAUGGAGGAUAGAGGAAACAUUGACUCUGUUAUUGAAGGAGCUUAACACAAAAGGUUAACUUAUUAGCUUUCCAUAUGAUCUUAAAAUGGUGAUUGUGAUUUUAGGCUUAAGCACAAUUGUCUUUAAAGCCAAUUACCUGAAAAGAGGAACUGUGAACGCUAACUCGUGUAGACGCAUGUGCACUUGUACUGUGAACUCAACCAGCCACUUUCUCCUCUUUCGCUUCUGUUGUUUUGUUGGGUAGCGUGAGCAGCAGAUGCUCAGUGGAGGGGCAUGAGGCUUCCCCUUUCAGACAAUGAAGGUGGCAGCUGUCUGCUACAAAAACAGUCAGUCACCAAGGAGAGAGAGACAGAGGGGCUGUUGAAAUACUGUAAUACAGGGGAGGGUGUUUUUCUGUUGACUCUUCUAUCCUGUAUUGACUGGUGACAGAGGGUGAGGCUCAGCUGUAAUGUGUGCAAGUCUGUUAGAGAUUGUGAUUUGUAAAGUGUUUGUAUCGCCAGUCCAGCCCAUAAUCAUAAUACCAGUCUGCAUUUUGGUUUUGGCUAACAUUUGGCAAUUUGGCUAACAUUUCUUCUGGUCUGUUAGCAUCCAUUUCACCACUAUUUUCAAUGUAUCUAGCCAUUUUAUUAGUCAUUCAAAUCAGUUUCCCACUGUUCUCAAUUAAAGGGACAGUCAUGCCCUACCAUUCCCAGGGAAGAUUACUUUUCUCACCUGUGCUGUUGUAUCUCCUCCCCAGGCUACCCCUCUCCACUGGGGGGUUCUGAGCACUCUCCCAGCCCUGUGCCAGCCAACGGCCCUUCCCCCGGCCCCAUGAUGCCCUCCGGCCCUGGAGGUGUCUCCAUGGAGGGCGGUGACCCCAAGGCCACGGGCCAGCAGGACUGCGGUGGUGUCCUGAGUUUUGGUUCUGUGCCAGGUGGGGUUGGGCCGGGUGGAUCUACCCCCUUCAACCAAAACCAGCUGCACCAGCUCAGGGCCCAGAUCAUGGCCUACAAGAUGCUGGCUCGCAGCCAGCCCCUGCCAGACCACCUGCAGAUGGCCGUGCAGGGCAAGAGGCCCAUGCCAGGGAUGCAGCAGCCAGGGAUGCCCAACAUGCCCCCUUCCUCUGGGCCCGGAGCAGGGCCUGGGGCGGGGCCCGGACAGCCACCAGCACACUACAACAGACCUCUUGGUGAGUGGGGUGGGCACAUGCAAGGUUAUGCUACACAGCCUGUCAAUGAGUUUUGCAACCCUAUGAAUUACACAUAAAUGCACAUAAUUACAGUCAAUCACACACAAAUGCUGUCUGUCUUAAACAAAGAAAAUAAAUAAUUUGAAUGCUGAACACGGACCCCUGGUGGUGAAACUUAAAAACACGCUCUCAGUUCAAGCACCAUUUUCUACGUUAACUAUACUUCAAUAAGGGAUGUCUGUGAGUGUGAAUGGCCAGGCAGUGUCUGAUCAUAUCUAAUGUCCCCUGUCAUCUUGCAGGAAUGGUAGGCCCCAACAUGCCUCCUCCAGGACCCUCAGGUGUUCCCCCUGGUAUGCAGGGCCAGCCCACCAACGGACCCCCUAAACAAUGGGCCGAAGGUGAGCCUCAUCUUGACCCCUGGGCAAUGAUUCACCUGUGUGUGAGAGGGCACUAGUCUGUAGUGUUUUUAGUCCACGUUCUUCUCUUUCCUGUGCUGAAAAUUUCACCAGACCUAUCACAAGAAAUACACACAUAUUAAACAGAUAAUCAAUACACCAAAACACUCUGUGGAAUGGUAGAACUAAUAACUCCUUCAAUGCCAUAUGUUCUAGGGCCCAUGGUGAAUGCUUCUGCUCCAUCCAGUGCCCCCCAGAAGCUGAUUCCCCCUCAGCCCACUGGCAGACCCUCCCCUGCUCCCCCCUCCGUGCCCCCAGCUGCCUCCCCGGUCAUGCCCCCUCAGACCCAGUCCCCUGGGCAGCCCUCCCAGCCCCCACCCAUGGUGCUGCACCAGAAACAGAACCGCAUCACGCCCAUCCAGAGGCCCCAUGGCCUGGACCCA
This is a messenger RNA of Coregonus sp. 'balchen', 3789 nucleotides long. NCBI's taxonomy places the organism in Eukaryota, Metazoa, Chordata, Actinopteri, Salmoniformes, Salmonidae. The record is from the annotation of a GenBank genome assembly.